UGGGUUGCAGCCCCCACCCUUGGCCCUACCUAGCAUAGCCAGCGGUGAGCACGGCAGCCUCAAGGCCCCGGGUGGGCUGUGCCUCCCCUUCCUACACAGGAGGGUGCAAACAGGUGGUCCCUGAAAUGUCUGGAUAGCUCAGAAACGGGGGCUCCCUGGAUGGUUUCCAGGUGGGAAUAAAUGUACCAGAAAGUUGCCAUGCAGAGCAGACAGGCUCCCUCUUGUCGUCUGGCUUUGCAUUUUGGUUCUUUAUGCCUCAUUUUAUCUCUCUUGCCUUCACUGCUCACUUUGAAAACAUACCACCAACUGUUGGGAGUCUCCCCUUGGCCUGAGUUCUGUCUGCCUGAUGGGCGAGGCUGCUGGUUUUGCUGUGGCUUCUUUCACUGUAUGACCAAAGCCUGUGUCUGGGAGCCAAACCCUGGAGCCAGAUGGGUAGGAUGAUGGCCAAGGUCUGGAAGAAGGCCCCUUCCCCUUUGUAACACUCCUGCACCCUGUUUCUCUCCAGGGCUCCUUCACUGAAUGGGUGCUCCCAACGAGUCAUUUUUUAAAAAACCUCUGUAGGUGAUGAGUUGCCUUUCAUUUAUGUAUUGGCAGGUGUCUUCUGGGAGAAGGGAGUGCUUUUCUUUCCCACCUUACCCCCCUCCCCCUGAACGGUUCUUUGGUUCAUGUGUUUAUUCCCCCCUCCCCCAUUUAAUUGUUUUGUUCGAGGUGUGCCUUGUCAUCAGAGAGAGAGAGAGAGAGAGUGAGUUUUCAGCACAGUUCUAGGAGGCAACCAGUUAUAUCCAGCACAGUUCUGGGUCAAGUCAUCCCUCCAGAAUGCAUAUGAGUUGGGUGCUGGGUGACGGCACAAGGGCCAGAUAUUAAUAAAGCAGCGGAAAGAAGAAAUAUGAAUAAGGCUCCCGCAAGGUCCAGCCCAGGACGAAGGGAGCCCUUGCCUUAUGGAGAGAGGGAGGCAAGGCGUGACCGCUCUCCAAACCAUGGCAGUCCGCGGAGAGAUGGCAGGAACGGCCGGGAUUCCAGGGACCUCCGUGUGAGAGAUGCCCGUGGGCCCAGGGAGCAAAGAGACCCCAGAGACUUCAGGGACCAUAGAGAUGCGAAGGAUCCCCGGGACCCACUCUACGACCGCUAUAGGGAUGCUCGGGACCCCACCUACAGGAGAGAAGAGGGCUAUGACCGCUACACACGCCCUGAAGACGGUUACCGGAGAAGGGAAGAGCCGUAUUACGAUCGUUACCGAGAUCACAUGGACAGACCCCCCUUGAGUUCUGAAGAACGUAUGAAGCGUGAGGAGCGGCGUCGGGAAGAGCUUUACCGCCAGUAUUUUGAGGACAUCAAGAGGCGCAUUGAUGCAGAGCGGCCUGUGGACUGUUCAGUGAUUGUGGUCAACAAGCAGACCAAGGAGUACGCAGAGUCGGUGGGGCGGAAGGUCCGUGAUCUUGGCAUGAUGGUGGACCUCAUCUUCCUCAAUUCAGAGAUGUCUUUGCAGCAAGCCCUGGAUGAUGUGAGCCAAGGGGGCUCUGCCUUUGCCAUUGUCAUCACCCCGCAGCACCAGGUUCACCACUCCUGCACAGUCAACAUCAUGUUUGGCACCCCACAAGAGCACCGAAACAUGCCACAGGCUGAUGCCAUGGUGCUGGUGGCGAAGAACUACGAGCGCCUCAAGAUGGAGGUGCGGGAGAAGGAGCGGGAGGAAAUUGCCAGGCAGGCGGCCAAGAUGGCGGACGAAACCAUUUUGCAGGAGAGAGAGCGCCCCCCGCCGGCCGAGGAGGGCUCCCGUGGGGGCCACCCUCCAGGCAUCCAGGCUCUCCUGAACCUACUGGCAGACAAUCGCUACUUGACUGCAGAAGAGACGGACAAGAUCAUCAACUACCUGAGGGAGCGCAAAGAACGGCAAUUGCGAGGCAGUGGGGAAGCCCUCCCCGUGUCUCAUCCCAGGCAAGCCCUGGGUGCACCUUCUGGCUCCUCUCUGUCCAGCCUGCCAAGCUCCCAGACGCACCCGAGCAGCCAGCCUCUGCCGCCGGCGCAGGCAUCGACCGCCGCGGCCUCCAAUCCACAGCAGGAGCUGCAGGCCAAGAUCCUCAGCCUCUUCAACACAGGAGCUGCUGCCGCCGCGGUGGCUGCAGUGGCCGGCACAGCCGCGGGGUCUUCUCCAAACCAGGGCUUUGCCUCCGGGUCCAGCGCCCAGGGCCGGGCCGGGCCGCUCAGUAACGCUGGGUUGCCCCAGCCCCAGCCGCGGGCCCCAGGCCAGGGCCCCCAGUUCCCAAACCAUCCCAGUUCUGCCCGUAGCGCUGGGCCAAGAGCCGCAGCUCCCCAGCCGUCCCAGCCGCCGUAUCAGAACCGGCCCCCUGCUCCCAGCGGUGCUCCAGCCUCAAGGCCGGCUCCGUCCUCUGGCAUCAACUUUGACAAUCCAAGUGUACAGAAGGCCCUUGACACGUUGAUCCAGAGCGGCCCGGCCCUCACCCAUUUGGUGAACCAGACGGUCAGCCAAGCCCGGGCUCCUCCUGCCCAGCAGCCCCUGAGCUCUUACCAGCGGCAUUACUAAGGCCCCCGCAGCUCCCCUCACUCCUCUCUCCUCCGUCCCCUUAACGGUGCAUGUCCCUACCCUGUCCUCGCCUGGCCCGGGAGUGGAGGGAUCUCUUCCCUGGCUGGAGACGUCUGCAGAGGGUCUGUGCCCCAUCACCCCACCCUGUUGCCAGAGCACCUCCGCCUGCUUUCCUCACAGCCGUUCUGCGCUGCCAGUGGUCUCCCCAGGUAUGGGGGGAGUGCUGAGGUGCAGGUAGAGGAGCCAAUCUUACCUUAUACCUUCAGAAAUCGAAUGCUGACCCAGGGCUGGCAGGGAUGGACGCCUGCGGGGCUUCCGUUGUGGGUUGAGAUCUCUUGUUAUGUGACCUCUGCCAAAGGUCAGAGGAUCCUUAUCCAGGGCUGCUUUAUCUGUUAAGGAAUGGCUUCUGCCAGCAGGUGGGUCCCACUCGGCUCUGCCAUGCCCUUGGUCCUCGUUCGAAAGGUUGCCCAGGAGGUUCUUGGUGUUGACCCGGGCCGAGCCGUUGGGUGCUGCGGCAGCCCUGGGGUUGAAUGCUGUGCAAGUGUACCCGUUGGUUUUGAACAUCCAAGGGCACUUUCUUUGCAGGCUGCCUUGGCCUCCUCAGUGGCUGUCCUGGGGCCAGCUGCUGAGCCUCAUUCCUGGAGCUGUAAAUGUUCUGUUCUUGAAUGGUUUUGUCAUGUAGAUACCUCUGAACUAUUAAAAAGAGGACACAACUUUUUAAUUAAAAAAUUAGAUCUGUA
Messenger RNA from Pogona vitticeps (central bearded dragon), 3282 nucleotides. The record is from RefSeq and is a predicted model, not a curated record. Lineage: Eukaryota; Metazoa; Chordata; Lepidosauria; Squamata; Agamidae.